Molecule: messenger RNA, 4771 nt
Organism: Nerophis ophidion (straightnose pipefish)
Lineage: Eukaryota; Metazoa; Chordata; Actinopteri; Syngnathiformes; Syngnathidae
Gene: snx27a
Product: sorting nexin 27a
Exons: 13
Coding region: 150-1847 (565 amino acids)
Biological process (GO): signal transduction; intracellular protein transport
Cellular component (GO): early endosome
Molecular function (GO): protein binding; phosphatidylinositol-3-phosphate binding
Source: RefSeq, a predicted model, not a curated record
GACGCUCCCGAUGGGCGGGGCAUCGUCAGCGGCGUCGCGGUGUGGAGGACCUGUAGUAACAUCGCAGCCACGGACACGGAGUGUUGUUUCCAAUUAGUCCCGAGACAGCAGCACCGACCGGAGGGCAGCAGCAGGGGCUUGUGGAUAAGAUGGCGGAUGUAGAGAGCGAUGAUACGCGGUCGGCUCUCCCUUCGGCAUCCCAUAACGGCCCCGCGGUCGCCGGGUCUCCGGGCACCGAGGGCCUCAGCAGCCCGACGACGGUGACGUCCGGUCCGCGGAUGGUGCGGAUAGUCAAGUCCGAGUCCGGCUACGGUUUCAAUGUCCGCGGCCAGGUUAGCGAAGGAGGGCAGCUGCGGAGCAUCAACGGAGAGCUGUACGCUCCUCUCCAGCAUGUCAGCGCCGUCCUGCCCGGCGGGGCUGCGGACAGAGCGGGCAUAGCAAAGGGUGACCGGAUCCUGGAGGUUAACGGGGUGAGCGUGGAGGGCGCCACCCACAAACAAGUGGUGGAUCUGAUCCGCGCCGGUGAGAAGGAGCUGGUCCUGGCGGUGCUCUCGGUGCCGCCGCAGGAGGUCGACGGUCUGGAGGGAGGCGAGGACAUCCAGCCCAACUACGACUACAGCGACAAGCAGGCCGUGCCCAUCUCCAUCCCCACGUACAAACAUGUAGAGCAGCACUCGGAGAGGUUUGUGGUAUACAACGUGUACAUGUCAGGCAGACAGCUGUGCUCCAAACGUUACCGGGAGUUUGCCAUCCUCCACCAGAACCUGAAGAGAGAGUUUUCCAACUUCAACUUCCCCAAGCUCCCCGGAAAGUGGCCUUUCUCCCUGUCCGAGCAGCAGCUGGACGCUCGGCGCAGAGGCCUGGAGGAAUACAUUGAGCGAGUGUGUUCUGUGCGGGUGAUCGGGGAAAGCGACAUAAUGCAGGAGUUUCUCUCGGAAUCAGAUGAGAACUACAACGGCGUGACGGAUAUGGAGCUACGGGUCGCGCUGUCAGACAAAACCACUAUCUCUGUCAGAGUGCGAAAGAACAGCACCACGGACCAAGUUUAUCAGGCGUUAGUGGUGAAGGUUGGAAUGGACAGUAUUAUGGCCAGCUACUUUGCCCUGUUUGAGGUCAUCAACCACUCAUUUGUGCGGAAGCUGGCACCCAACGAGUUCCCACACAAGCUUUACGUGCAGAAUUACACGUCGGCCGUGCCGGGCACUUGCCUGGCACUUCGCAAAUGGCUCUUUAGCUUCCAGGAGGAGGAGUUGCUCAGAGACAACCCGCUGGCUCUGCACUACUGCUUUCACCAGGCGCUGGAUGAUGUGAAGAAGGGAUUCAUAAAAACAGAGGACAAAUCCUACCAGCUGCAAAAGCUGGCAGAGCAGCGCAAGAUGGCCACGUACCUGAGCCAGUUGCGCUCUUGUGAGGGCUACAACGAGGUGGUUUUCCCCCACUGCUCGUGCGACUCCAGGAGGAAGGGCCACGUCAUCACAGCCAUCAGCAUUCAUCACUUUAAGUUGCAUGCUUGCACGGAGGAUGGCACGCUGGAGAACCAGGUGAUAGCGUUUGAGUGGGGGGAGAUGCAGCGCUGGGACACGGACGAGGAGGGAAUGGCCUUCUGCUUCGAGUACGCCCGGGGAGAGAAGAAACCUCGCUGGGUGAAGAUUUUCACUCCAUAUUUCAACUACAUGCAUGAGUGCUUUGAGCGAGUCUUCUGCGAGCUGAAGUGGAGGAAACAGGUUGAGGAGGAGGCUUCUGAUAAAGACAACAAAAACUGCAGCAACAACGGUAAGAAGCAACCACUAGCAGAAGGGAAGAGGGGUGACGUCUGUCUUAUGAUUGAUGCCCACGUUCCUUUCUGACAGCCUGAAAGGACAAGAAUAUCUGCCGCCUCUGGAGACGCAGCAGAAGGGAUGGCGCCACCUAGGGGGGGAGAUCGCCACUUCCUAAAAAAUACAAAAAAAACACUCAUUUUGAACUCUCAACUGAUAUCCACUCGCAUCGUCACACCACGGAGAGCGCGCCCCUCCAUUGACCACAGCAGAACUUGAGGGACACAAGGAUGCGGUUCACGGCCCUUCCCUGCCCCUAUGAAAACACUCAUACUUGGAUCGAUGAGUUUUGGGAGAGUUUGGAAUAGUCACCCCAUUAAAACAAAACCCAGGGAUACUCACCAAGACGAGCGAUGAAGGGAAGUAGUAGGCUUACAUUUCAUUCACCAGGUCUCCAUAGUGCGUCUGUGAGAUGCUCCUCCUCAUGCAAACAGCCUGUGGCGUUAAAAAAAAAAAUCACGCUCAUCCAGCAUGCUUGACCCCCUGAAAAUGGGACUGGCGGUGUUGUGCUCGGCCUUGAGACAGAGUGGGAGAGCCGGACAAAGGGGAGGGAAAGUGUGGGCAGAAAAAAAAGACUACCUUUUCUCGAGUCGAAAGAUGCAACAUUGAUGCUGGACAUGAAGACUAAUAACGUGUUUUCUAUUUGCGGGGUCUUUGUUUUGUUUCUCUUUCCUGUCCAAAAACACAGGUGACACAAAAUGUAAACUCACUGUCCUAUUGUUGUGUAUGUUUAACAAGCCUUUUUCUGAUCAAAUAUAGAUUAAUAUAAGAGCUAUAAUAAUUGAUUCAUUCAACUAACAUGCAUUUGCAACGCAGAGGUGUUCUGUAUACCAUGAUUUAUCGUGUCAUAUUUUGGUCGGAAUCUCAUUAUGGCUAGUAAGACAUGGCAGAUUAUCAGAUUUGCAUAAUUACAAAAAUGUUUAGAAAUUAUUUUCAUUUGCUGCUGUUCUCUAAAUGGACAGCAGAGGGAAGCAGAUUGCUGCUGGCGUAUGAUUUGUGUGUGCGUGUGUGUGUGUGUGUGUGCGUGCGUGCGUGUGCGUGCGUGCGUGCGUGCGUUCCCAAAGGCUGUGUUACUCAACUAGCAAAGUGUACCUCCUCUGCAGAAGGUUCAUUAAAUAUGUCGCAAAGUGUGCGUGUGCGCCAGCUGUCUGCCGUAUGUCACAGUAUUAGUUGUUUUUUCACUAUAUUACCCUAUAUAUUUUUGGUUAAGUAGGUUUACAUCUUGAACUAACCUUAUGCAUUAAAGUCAGAGGUUUGAAUGUUUAAUUGCCGAACCUGAAAGUAGUAAUGAUCCGAUGUUUUAUUUAAUUCAAAGUGACUUUAUAGGAAUGCACAUUCAACCAUUUGAACACACGUUCAAGUUUCAAUGUUGCGUGAUUGUGCAUGUCUUAUGUAAGAGGCAGGUAAUUGUUUUGUCUUUGGACGAAUGAACACUAAGAAGGGCGGUUGUCCUGUGGUUGUUUUUUUAACUGUUGUGUGCAGCAUAUCACUGAGCUCCCGUAGCACAAAAUGGUGCACGCUUGUCUUGUUAUUUUGUGGUUUGACAAAAUUACGUGUGUGCAGGAUUAGUGUCCGUCUUUUACAGCAUUCUGGGCACAAGCCCCUGUUAGUUAGUAGUCUGUGAUUGCAUGAUUUUGCUUGAUAGACUUUUGGACUAAACUUCGAUCUUUACUCAACUGCAAAGACUACCAGGUUUUUUGCAGGGAGGCCUUUAUUUGUUCAAAAGCAAUUUUCAUAAUUCCCCUUUAAAUAAUUAAAUCUAAUUUACUUAAACAUAUUUAAAUAUGAAUAUUGUUUUUAAAGUUGAAUAAAUAUGCAAUAUCUAUUUUAGUUUAAUUAAUUUUUUCAAUCCCAAAUUCUUUUAGGAUUGAAAUGUUUCUCAGCCAUGUUUGCUGUCCACUGGGGUGUCAAAAGUCAUGCAACACCAAUUACCAGCACAACCUUGUUAUUAAAACUUUAUGGCCCCUGUUUGUUCCAAUUGGGCAAUGAGCCUUUCAAUUAAUUGUGGCUUGACGUCUUAUCACAGCAGAGGCCACUUUAAGAAGAAAUACAGUAUUUUAGCUUGUGUUUGCACCUUCCUCCUCAGGUUGGUGUCCCAUCAUUAUAGCACUGGGACACGGUUGCCGUGGUAGCGCCAUGCCGGCUCGACACACCUCUGUGUCAUUGUCAGUGGUUUCUGCCAGCUAGAUCCACGCCACAAUAAAUAAGGCAAAGCACUUCUAUCUCUUUGGAGGUUUAUGCUGCAGGCUUUGUGUGUGUGUGUCUGAGUGUGUCAUUGUCUGCCAUCAAUGAGGUGAAUGUCACUGUGUGUUGUUUUUAGUCAGAAGCAGGGGGAUGACAGGAAUGUUAUAGAGCAUGCUCCAGCCGUGUUUGAUAUUUUCUGUUAAGAGAGUGAAAGGACAUUACUCUGCGAUCCAUCAUAAAGUUAGCAUCAAUUGCGGUUAGACUUCAGAUUCUUCUCAGCAGUGUGGUCCUGUCUGUUAUAUAUGUCACUAUCUGUGAAAGAAGCAUAGCGGAGGCGACUCAGGCCGUCGCUAAGGAGACUGCUCCUUUUGUUGGCCACUGACGUCUGGUGAGGCUCACACGUCAUUAUUGUUUAUUUUUGUGGGCGACUUAUCUCCUUGUCUUGAAAAGUCGGGCCUCUAUGCUGCAAACUGUCGUCAACAUAACUGUAAAUAGUAUUGUUUGGUGAAAAAAAAACAAAUUAUAAUGCACUCACGUUUGUCUGACCUUAUUUAUUUAAGCUGAAUUAGGGGAGCGAACGACGCACACGAUGACUAAACGCUGCCUAAACAGCAUGGAUGAGCACCUUGGGUCACACCUGACAUGCCCGCUCAGGCUACAAGGUUGUUUUUAACUCUAAAAAAAGGUUUACUAACCAAUAAAAGGAAGAUGGAAAAUGUAGAGUAAUAAAUUGUAACAACAUUUUAAAUAAAGUUAUAUAUUGGAGAUGA